AUGCAGUUCCUCCUCGUCAAGUUGAGGAAACUCCUCUUGUCCUUCAAAGCUGGGAGAAGGCCUCACGCGUGCGAACGUGUCCGUGACGGACACCUCCUUAAUGGCAAUGGUGGGCGGCGCCAAGGCCAGCAGAGCCAAUUACAAUGGUGGAAUGACGCCAUAUUGCGUGCGAGGGUGAGUGACAAGAAGGGUGUGAAGCGAAUUUGCCUCAGCACGGUCAAGCACCACGCAAGGAAACGAUAUCGUGUGCGCCGCACCGCCAUCCGUCGCAGUCUCAGGGUACCCAAGUGUGGUGCUUCCCUCAGCAAGCCCCGCGUUCCCACCAACGUACGUCAGGACAAAUGGCACGCUUUGAAUGCCUUGAAUUAG
This is a messenger RNA of Trypanosoma conorhini, 369 nucleotides long. RefSeq lists its product as uncharacterized. The record is from RefSeq and is a predicted model, not a curated record. The transcript has a single exon. Lineage: Eukaryota; Euglenozoa; Kinetoplastea; Trypanosomatida; Trypanosomatidae. The coding region runs from base 1 to 369 and encodes 122 amino acids.